GUACCUAUUUCUACUCAAUCUGGAACUAUUUACAACCCGCCUCCUUCCCACCACUCCAAAAUCGUCACUAAACAUCCGAUGGUGAAUCCUCCUGGAAUGAUGCCUCCGGCGGUACCUGCGAAGCCGUUGAAGCAGAAAUUGUCAGAGAGUUCAACUUCUAUCAACGGUGCCGGAGCUUCUCCUCCAUCCUCCGCUGUAGGCAUGUCCUCACCACCACCACUGUUACCGUCUCAACUCAAACAACAGAAUUCGGCAUUCGAAGCAGCGCGAAAGCUGAUUUCAAAAGAUUUGGUUGUUGGACAACCAGGGCAGGUGUCUUCGAAGCUGACAAAGUCUGUGAUAGUCACCUCCGGUUCCGAGGGUGUAGCGGCAAGCAGACCCAUGAGUAGUGUCACAGCUGAUGAAACUAGUGAUGAAGUCAUAACUCCACUAAGUCAUGUAACGAAAACUCGAGCUCGCCCUCCAGGAAAACGACCUGCCAGCAUGAUGCUGAUAAAGAAGAAAGGGUCAAUGGAUAAUCUUCUCGAGAGUCCAUCUAAACCAGUAGCUAGUGAACUACCUGAAAAAAGUUCUUUCACGAGCACCAUAGGAACGACACUGUCAUCACCUCAUUCAUCUUUUUCGACAAAUCGCGAAGUUCAUGCUAUGUCUCCAGCUUCGAUUACUCCCCCAGUGAAAGCGGUACCCUUGCGACCUCCUCCUGUAGAAACUAAAUUGGAGGAGAAAAAAGAACACGUGUCCAGUAAGCAGUAG
Haemonchus placei is the source of this 753-nucleotide messenger RNA. Lineage: Eukaryota; Metazoa; Nematoda; Chromadorea; Rhabditida; Trichostrongylidae. The record is from the annotation of a GenBank genome assembly.